Caenorhabditis angaria is the source of this 983-nucleotide messenger RNA. The record is from the annotation of a GenBank genome assembly. NCBI's taxonomy places the organism in Eukaryota, Metazoa, Nematoda, Chromadorea, Rhabditida, Rhabditidae.
AUGUCGGAACACCUGACAGUUAUAUAUUCAGAAGGACAUGAUUUGGAUUCGUAUAUUUUUCAAAAAGCAAUUCGAUGGGCUGAACAAAAUAUGGAUGAUUUUGUAUUUUGGAUGAGAAAACAGCCAAUGGAUAAGUUUGUUUUUUUUCAAAUUGAAAGUGGACUUUCAAAAUUCAAACUCGCUCAAAAAAUAUUUCAGAAUCCCCGAAAUUGAUAUCGAUUGGUCACAGAAAAUUGAAGCUCUCAAACGUCUCAAAUUUCUGUAUAAUUCGAAACAUUUAUCUGCUGCGUAAGGUUUAUUUUCUACAUAUAAUUUUCCCAAUUAUUCAUGUUUCAGAUGUAUGAACACGAUUUUAUCGGAUAUUGAAGAUGUUGCGGCAAUUAUUAUUCAAACAGAUAUUUAUCAAAAACCACCGGAAUUUGGAACUCUUCUGGCAACUUUGGCACAUUUUUGUAAUCAGAAAAAUUCGAAAGCUGUUGUUUGCAUCGAUACAAUGAGAAAUGAAUUUUAUCGACCGGUGCGUUUUUAUUUUUUGGGCUAAAUUUUCUGGAAAUCGAGGAAGAAUAGUUCCAAAUUUUUGGAGCACAAAUGGCUAGACUUCAAACUUUUCAAAACUUUUUUUUCUUAAAAUCUCUGUAAAAUUCGGAACUAUUUACAUGUACCUUUAUUGUUUUAGGGUGUCACUUCUUGAAAAUAUCAAAAUCUUGGGUGUUUAAAAAUUAGAUACUUUAAGGCAUUCCAAUUUAGACAUUCUGUUCUUGAUUACCCUCAUUCGCCUCCAUAAACAUCAAAAUUUUCUCCAGCCAUCUCCCACUUAUGAUCAAUGGGAAAGUGGUCCAUUUGUUCCAAUUGAAGUCGAUGAACAUGAACAAGAUGAUUUUAUAUUCGAUUCUCCUGAAAAUCUUAAUCAAUUCCAUCUGAUUUCAACAAUUUAUUCGAAAGAUAUUUAUUUUUUCGAUGGAACAAAUUUCAACAAAAAAUAA